Papilio machaon (common yellow swallowtail) is the source of this 1184-nucleotide messenger RNA. RefSeq names its product zinc carboxypeptidase. The record is from RefSeq and is a predicted model, not a curated record. Bases 6 to 1037 code for a protein of 343 amino acids. The transcript has 4 exons. Lineage: Eukaryota; Metazoa; Arthropoda; Insecta; Lepidoptera; Papilionidae. Gene Ontology annotation, molecular function: zinc ion binding; metallocarboxypeptidase activity. Gene Ontology annotation, biological process: proteolysis.
AAGAAAUGAAUAGCUGCUAUUCAGAUAUGUUAGGCGAUUUACUAAACGCUAAUGAAGUCCCGUGCGUGGAAAAUGCCGAAAUGGGGAGCACUGCUAUAACAAUCUACUUAAAGGCUAUUGAGAAGUAUUGCGGAAGAUUCGUAUCGGUUGAUAAUCGAACGUUAACUUAUCAAAAACGAAAUUUAUAUGAGGUUUUAUUAAAGCAUCCUCACGAGAAUGCGACAGUGAGGAGUGGAAGGCCUGUUAUUUUACUAGAAGCGGGCCAGCAAGCGGGUAUAGAGUCUGUCAACUUUGCACUGUUUGUCAUUGAACAGCUGGUUGCUUGCAAAGAGAAUCUUUACAUGUUGAAAAACGCUCGAUGGGUUAUACUCCCCAGUACUAAUCCAGACGGUAGAGAAUUCACCAGAUACACGCCAGGAAAUUGGCAGAAGAAUUUAAGAUUUUCUGAAGACGAUCGUAGUGCUGGCGUAGAUAUAAGUCGAAACUUUGAUGAAUCUUUCAACGAUUGUGGAAUAAUACUAAACGGCUUCGAUCACAAUUAUCCUGGUAAAAAACCGUUCUCUGAGAGCGAGACGUCGUUCAUAUUGGACGUACUGAACAAAUACAAAAAUAAGUUGAGAGCGUACGUGUCCAUACGACGCGACGGCCAUGCGUUGCUGUAUCCUUUCGCCAGCGUUAACAGCAGUGCCGUCGAAACUGAUAAGUUGAGGGAAAAGGCAGCAGAAAUCAUUUCGAAAGUUAAUCAUAAAUACGGUUUUAUUGAAUACUUGACCAAUUCCUCCAUAAUUGAAAUGAAUAGAAAGCCCGUCUGCGGUCAUAGCGUGGACUUUGUCUACAUGAAGUACAACAUGCCUUACGCUUACGAAAUGCGCGUUUUUCUCGAGAGCGAUCAUAAAAUAAUGACAAAAUUCCAAAGUCUACCCCGCGGCUAUGAUAUCACACUUAGAAACGGAUACUUUGCCGUUAUAAAAGAGUUGUAUAACAUAGUCAUCGAGGAGCAUAGAAACAGAACUUAUCUGCGUACUUCAAACGAAUAAUCUAAGAACUAUAGCUCAAAGUAUUGUACUCUUUCCCUCUCACGGUUUGUACUAUAUGAUCGGUUAAUGGGCGGUUAUUACGGAAGCAGAUGAAAUUUUAUAGAGUAUGAGACCAAGGAAAUCUUAAGAUCUCGGAAAAGCUCGAAG